ACGUUUCAGGAAUUUCACUGACACUUUCGAAAAAGUCCCAUGAAAAUAACAUUUAAUCGAUGCUUUUCAAGCAAGGUAGAGGGGCCAGUGGAACGCAGUGCUUUCCCAAUUACACGUAUUUAUUAUAUCUUCUGGAAAAAAGGGGGAAAAAAUUAAGUUACUGUGUGAUCGAAGGCAACACUGUACGAAUGGACGCCUUUUUAUUCCGGAACCAUAGAUCUCACACAUUGAGAACGUUGGGAUUUUUUUGCACGUUACACAGGAAGUGAAGUAUAAAUGUUGUCCCCCUUCAUUUUAUCAAUAAACCAGAAUAAAUAAAAGCACACGAUUUGUUUUAGUAGGAGGCAAAUAAGAACAGAUUUUUUUUUUUUUAAAAGCAAACCUUUUAAGUAAUAUUAAUAAAAUCAUAUAUUUGGACAGACGGUGAAAAUGUUGAUUAAAGUUAAGACACUCACGGGUAAAGAAAUCGAGAUUGAUAUCGAGCCCACAGACAAGGUGGAAAGGAUUAAAGAAAGAGUUGAGGAAAAAGAAGGAAUUCCACCUCAGCAACAGAGACUUAUCUACAGUGGGAAACAAAUGAACGAUGAGAAGACAGCCGCAGACUACAAGAUUCAGGGGGGCUCUGUGCUGCACUUGGUUCUGGCACUGAGAGGCGGGGCCUGACGGUCAGAGCAACCAACUCUGAGCCCUGGUGUCCGUCUCUGGUGCCCCAGGUUUCUGACGGUCAAGUUCACCCAUGUAGAGACGUGUGUAGAAAAAAUUUUUUUUGUACUUUUGAAAAAAAUAUUUGCUGCAUUCCACAGAUGGUUAUGUUCCUGGGACAGACUAGGAGAGCGCACCCCUGUGCGCGUGCUAGAGAGAUCCGGGGAAGCGGGCAUCUGUCGCACUUUCCUGAGCGCCCCUGAAUGCACCGCCAUUUUGAGGCUGUUUGAUCGAUUGCUUCAUGAAUAAAAUGUGAAGUCGA
Messenger RNA from Conger conger (European conger), 964 nucleotides. It is a transcript of the gene nedd8l, whose product is annotated as NEDD8 ubiquitin like modifier, like. The record is from RefSeq and is a predicted model, not a curated record. Lineage: Eukaryota; Metazoa; Chordata; Actinopteri; Anguilliformes; Congridae. Gene Ontology annotation, biological process: protein neddylation; modification-dependent protein catabolic process; regulation of proteolysis. Bases 430 to 663 code for a protein of 77 amino acids. Gene Ontology annotation, cellular component: cytoplasm; nucleus. The transcript is spliced from 4 exons. Gene Ontology annotation, molecular function: ubiquitin protein ligase binding; protein tag activity.